AUGUCCACGUCUAGCGUCACCGCCGGUGUCCACUCUGUUACUUUUCAGCACACUCCCGGCGCCAGAAAUGAAGAUCGGUUUGUGGUUCAGGAAUGGCUCAUCGCCGACCGGACGUGGAAAUUCCUUGCCGUCUUCGAUGGACACGGAAGCGCCUACACGUCGGAAUACGCCGCUGCCAAUCUUCCAAGGCUGAUCGAGGAGGAACUGCGCGACGUUGUCGAGGAGUGCAAAAACCGAUCUCGAGAUACAUUCAUCACCAAGGUCAAGAGGCUUUUGAGGCGGACGAUAGAGGAUUUCGAUGAGGAUAUAGGCGAUGCCAUCAAGAAUUUGUGCCCCGAUCCCUUGUCACUUUCGUAUCCAGAAGCCCAGGAUCUCGUCAAUGCUAAUAGGGAUAUCUUCCAACGUGCAUAUUCUGGUUCCACUUUGGCGCUCGCUCUUAUUGACGAAGAGCGGGAUAAUAUGUGGGUAGCCGGGUUGGGUGAUUCGACUGUCGUAUUAGCUUAUGAAGACGACGAUGGAACUGGGUACGGCGAGGGACUGCUAACCCUCCACAAUACGGAUACUCCAAAGGAGUACCUGAAUAUAGCGAUGAUGCAUCCUUCGGAGGAGAAGGACACCAUCAUGGAAAAGGACCAACUGUUAGGCGCUGUGCGCUAUACUCGAGGUUUGGGUGAUUACGCGCUCAAGCUACCGUCAGAAUUUUCGACGGAGCUCUUCUUCAAACUCCCGCGAGGACUGCGACCACAGAACUACCGGGAGGGCAUACGGUACUACAAUGUGACGCCGCCAUACGUUCUGAAUUCGCCUGGCACCCGCUUCAUCAACCUUGCUGAACUUCGACCUCAUAAGUCGACGCUAGUUCUAUACACCCACGGCGUCGAUACGAUCGUGAACGGCAAUGUGAAAAGGAUCAAGAAGCUGGACAGACCCGAUCCCGCCAGCAUCGUAGGGAAGCUCACAGGUAGUCAGGUUGACGAGGCCUCUAUUCAGGAGGCUCUCAAGCAUGGUGUUGAGCUUAACUGGACGACAAACCGGGCGACCGAGCUCUUGGGAAACUUGGUAGCAGGGACUUCGGUAGAACAUUUCGCCAAGCUCCCUGGACCUGCGGAACGUAGGGAUCGGGACCGGGCGGUGUAUGUUGAUGAUGCAACGAUCCUGCGGUAUGAACUAGCAACGGAGGCCUAAUUUUCACUUAUUCUGUACUUGCAUACUUAUUCCAUGCUUUGCUGUGCUGUGCUCAAUACACAAAAAAAUACUAAAUAAUCUAGUGGUACUGAAGAAAGGCAAC
Messenger RNA from Desarmillaria tabescens, 1288 nucleotides. Its product is annotated as phosphatase 2C-like domain-containing protein. The transcript has 5 exons. The record is from RefSeq and is a predicted model, not a curated record. Gene Ontology annotation, molecular function: protein serine/threonine phosphatase activity; cation binding. Bases 1 to 1185 code for a protein of 394 amino acids. NCBI's taxonomy places the organism in Eukaryota, Fungi, Basidiomycota, Agaricomycetes, Agaricales, Physalacriaceae. Gene Ontology annotation, biological process: protein dephosphorylation.